Molecule: messenger RNA, 1809 nt
Organism: Penicillium alfredii
Lineage: Eukaryota; Fungi; Ascomycota; Eurotiomycetes; Eurotiales; Aspergillaceae
Exons: 4
Coding region: 1-1809 (602 amino acids)
Biological process (GO): regulation of DNA-templated transcription
Cellular component (GO): nucleus
Molecular function (GO): DNA-binding transcription factor activity, RNA polymerase II-specific; zinc ion binding; transcription cis-regulatory region binding
Source: RefSeq, a predicted model, not a curated record
AUGGACUCCCCAAUACCUGCAGUCAAGAGGAGGGCCUGCGUGGCGUGCACGGCUGCCAAGGCGAAAUGUAUGCCGCAGACCCUCAACCUAUGCCAGCGGUGCGCUCGUCUGGGCAAGUCAUGCACUUACCUUGAUCUUCCGCAGACGAAGCGGAAGCACAAGGCUGCACCGAGCCGUAACCGCGUGGAGGUACUAGAGAAGAAGGUCGACCAGCUGAUGUCGCAGCUGGCUGCCUUGACCCGACAGAACGAGCACAUAUCGCCCAAUACGUCGAAUACACUCACCAACGAACUGGGCUCAUCGCAUGAUCCCGAGCCGGAAUCACCAGCCAUUGCGGAGCUGUUAGAGGAUGCUGAAAACCCCUCCCACGGCCCUGAUCCGCCGACGAUCUCUGCUCUAGAGGGCCAGCCGUCUAUCGUAGAUCGAGGGCUUUUGAGUGAAUCCGAGGCUGAGCUCUUGGUUACGACCUUCCAACUUCACUUAAUGCCAAAGUUUCCCUUUGUGUUGAUUUCACACGGCGAGACAGCCGCCAGUCUUAGGAACCGGGAGCCUUUUCUCUUCUUAUGCAUCGUGGCCGCGACAAUGGGCAGUGCGCAUCCUCUGCGCCCAACUGUCACCGAGGAGAUUAUGAAUCACGUUACGUUGAGAAUCGUGGCGCGAUCCGAGAGGAAUCUCGAGUUGCUCCGCGGUCUGUUGGUGCACAGCGCAUGGUACUCAUAUCCUGCAGAGCGAUAUCACCGGCGACUCCUGCUGUUGAUUCAGUUUUGUGUUUCUACUCUAUACGAUUUGGGGCUUCAUAAAAAGCCUAGUCUAAGUUCGGAUGAGCAGCGGGCGCUGCUUGGUACGUAUUGGCUUUCGGCUAGCUUCGCCGGUAUGUUCGGCCGGCCGAGUAUCACGAGGGAAGAUAGUCGGACCAACGAAUGUAUCGAGGGUAUAGCAUCUACCGAGCAUCAGUCUGAUCGAUGGAUUGCGCCUUUCAUCCACCUCCAGUCUUUCUUGAAAACAAUGGAUGAAGUCUACGGUUCGAUGCCAACAAGCGGGGGGAGGGUGCUCGUUCAAGUCACGCGCAGCUCGCUGCAGCGACAAUUCGAUAGCGUGAGGGCAUGUGUAGAAAGAGAUGUCUCAAAGUGCCCUUUGUCAACAGUGAAUGCAAUCCGCACUGAAAUAAAAUAUGCGGAAAUCCGGCUCGAGGAACUAUCUCUUCAGAAGGAGCUGUGGAUUGCAGAGCCUGCCAGCGCAGUCCGGACAGUCAUGCUGAUGGGUAUCAUCGAGCGAAGCAAGGAGCUUAUUCACACGAUCAUAAACCUACCAGCGUCCGAGAUCUCCCAAAUUACAAUAACCACAUGCGCUCGUACAUGUACCGCAGUGGGCUUCAUACCCACAACAGUAUUGACCCUUCUCCAUCUCAUUACUGGUCCGAACGACACCACCAUGGAACCCACGGUGCAGGCCGUUGUUGAUAUGGCAGAUUAUCCCAAUCUUGUUAGAGAGCUUGCCGGCGCGCUGGAGACGAGAAUUGAGGGAAUGUCUGCCGCAGAUAAAGAGACGGAUAUUGUGGGCAGCCUUUGCUCUAAAAUGCGGCUGCUAGCUCGUUGUUAUCCAUACCAAGUCAGGGAAAUUGUUGGAAAUGUGCCGUCCCAAGAUGCAAGGCAGGAUACGUCCAUGAUGGCAGUUCCCGGCAAUGAGGCUGCUAUGACACCCCAAGUCUGGCCGUCUAUCUCCGGCGAUUUGGAUGAGAUAUUUCCUGUCGACGACAUCCAGUGGGAUUCUCUACUGAGCACUUUCACUGGUCCUAGUCAGCAGAUCUGA